CUCAACACUCACCGCCAGCAUGUGGAUCUUCGAUUGGUUCUGGGAAGUCCUUGCCAACCUCGGGUUAGCCAACAAGCACGCCAAACUGCUCUUCCUGGGGCUCGACAAUGCCGGUAAAACAACGCUCUUACACAUGCUAAAGAACGACCGCGUGGCCGUGCUGCAGCCAACGCUGCACCCCACGAGUGAAGAGCUGAGUAUCGGCAACGUCAAGUUCACAACCUUCGAUCUGGGCGGGCACGCGCAGGCACGCAGACUGUGGCGGGAUUACUUCCCCGAGGUAUCAGGCAUAGUCUUCCUCGUUGACACAAAAGACCACGAGCGCCUCGCCGAAUCCAAAGCCGAGCUCGAUGCGCUGCUCGCCAUGGAAGAGCUGAAGAGCACGCCCUUCGUUAUCCUAGGGAACAAGAUCGACCAUCCGGAUGCGGUCUCUGAAGACCAGUUGCGUAGUACGCUGGGGCUGUGUCAGACAACGGGCAAGGGCAAGGUAUCGCUCGAGGGCAUCAGGCCCAUUGAGGUAUUCAUGUGCAGUGUGGUUAUGCGGCAGGGGUAUGGGGAGGGGAUAAGGUGGCUAAGCCAGUACGUCUAGGUGACGCAAGCGUGCGAAGACGUAUCGAUUGAGAGUAGGCCUGAUAAGCAGUGGGAGCUAAGGAUGUUGAGGGAGAUGCAUGAUGUAUGAGUGUACACUCCACAUGUGGUGUUAGGCGCGGGCGCAGGCGCAGGCGUUGGCAUCCAGGUUAGCAAUUAUAUUCAAAAGAGCGUCUCCAAUAGCAUUCAAGAUGUCAGAUUGCUUGCGUGCUCGCGCUGCGAUUACGCAUGUAUAGAAUGCGAUUGAGGAAGAGCAACCAAGGCCUCGUUCAUGCAAAGCCACAACGCCGCCCAAUGCAACCAACUCCGAUCCCUUUUAUCAUGCAUCGUGUUCCCCUGCUCUUUAGUCAUCGUACUCCGCCUC
Molecule: messenger RNA, 952 nt
Organism: Didymella exigua CBS 183.55
Lineage: Eukaryota; Fungi; Ascomycota; Dothideomycetes; Pleosporales; Didymellaceae
Product: GTP-binding protein
Exons: 3
Coding region: 20-589 (189 amino acids)
Biological process (GO): membrane organization; endoplasmic reticulum to Golgi vesicle-mediated transport; vesicle organization
Cellular component (GO): COPII vesicle coat; endoplasmic reticulum exit site
Molecular function (GO): GTP binding; GTPase activity
Source: RefSeq, a predicted model, not a curated record